GAAAUCGAAAGUCGCAGUGAAAGCGAGAGAGAGAGAGAGAGUGAGAAAGAGAGAGAGAGGCGAUAAAUAGCCAUCAAAGCCCCAUGUCACGCUCUCCUGCGUCUCUCCUUCCCCCCCAUCUCUCUUAGGGUUUCUUCCAUCUACCUCUCGGGGAGAGCUGCUGCGAUGCAAGAAUUCCACUCCUUUUUCUACUCGAAAUCUCAGCAGGGAAGGGGAAUGCAUCUAAGGUGAGCGUUGUGCCCUUUUUGAAAGGGUUGAGGCUCCAUACUAAGGAGCUAGAGGGCUCAGUCUUUAGUUGUACGAUCCUUCUGCCAGGUACUGCUCCUCUUCGAAUUGCUGUCUAGGAGGAUAGGUGCCUAGAUGAGAUGAAAGGUGGAGUCAAUCAAGACCGCAAAGAGGACAACAGAUAUUAGGGCUUGGAACAAUCUUCGGUUGCAUUUAUGGCGUCUGCCAGUCUGGGACAUGGUGGUGUUGGCAGUUCCAGGGCGAUUAACAAUUUCAAGGGGUCGUCAAGUUCUGUUGAUUGCCUCAGGAGAGAAAUGCUUGAAAUGAGGUUAAGGGACAACAAGCUGGACCAGGAUGAUGACACGGAUAUUGAGCCCGAUAUUAUUGAUGGCAUGGGUGCUGAGGCUGGACAUAUAAUAGCAACAACUAUUGGUGGUCGAAAUGGUCAGCCCAAGCAGACGAUCAGUUACAUAGCAGAACAUGUGGUUGGGACUGGUUCUUUUGGUGUUGUUUUCCAGGCUAAAUGUAGAGAAACUGGAGAGAUUGUCGCUAUCAAGAAGGUUCUCCAAGAUAAACGUUAUAAGAACAGGGAGUUACAGAUUAUGCAGAUGUUGGAUCAUCCUAAUAUUGUUGCCCUCAAGCAUUGCUUUUUCUCAACAACAGACAAGGAAGAACUUUACCUCAAUCUUGUGCUUGAGUUUGUCCCUGAGACUGUUAAUCGCAUUGCAAGGCACUACAACAGGAUCAACCAAAGAAUGCCCCUAAUAUAUGUUAAGCUCUACACUUAUCAGAUCUGUAGGGCACUGGCUUACAUACACAAUUGUGUUGGUAUUUGUCAUCGCGAUAUUAAACCACAGAACUUGCUGGUGAAUCCCCAUACACAUCAGCUGAAGCUCUGUGAUUUUGGUAGUGCAAAAGUACUGGUGAAAGGAGAACCAAAUAUCUCUUACAUUUGUUCGAGAUAUUAUCGUGCCCCCGAGCUCAUCUUUGGUGCAACCGAAUACACAACUGCGAUUGACAUGUGGUCUACAGGCUGUGUAAUGGCUGAAUUACUCCUUGGGCAGCCUUUGUUUCCUGGAGAAAGUGGAGUUGAUCAACUGGUUGAGAUAAUCAAGGUUCUAGGAACGCCCACGAGGGAGGAGAUAAAGUGCAUGAAUCCAAACUAUACCGAGUUCAAAUUUCCACAGAUAAAGGCUCAUCCGUGGCACAAGGUUUUCCAGAAGCGCUUGCCCCCAGAAGCAGUUGACCUUGUCUGCAGGUUUCUGCAAUACUCCCCCAAUCUGCGAUGCACAGCAUUGGAAGCUUGUAUUCACCCUUUCUUUGAUGAGUUGAGGGACCCAAAUACUCGCCUUCCCAAUGGUCGCCCGCUUCCUCCUCUCUUCAAUUUCAAACCUCAAGAACUUUCGGGCAUUCCCCCAGAUGCUCUCAAGAGGCUUAUUCCUGAGCAUGCUAGAAAACAGAACUUGUUCAUGGCCUUGCACACUUAGAGAAGGUUUAGUUCGUUGUUGGUCUGCUACGAGCCAGAUUAUGUAAAGUUGCCUGCCUUUUUUUUACAUCAUGUUUUUUCCCUUAGAGAAAAGAAUGCUUGUAAUGCAAUGGCGUUGCACUGACAAUCUCCGAUCCCUGAGGCUUGUGUAUGAAUUUUAGUGGAGUUGGGAGUUUUAAUUUUCCAGUCAUGUCUGUCACACUUGUAAUAACUUAUUUUAUUAUUAUUAGUGAUGGUUUGUAUAAGCA
Messenger RNA from Magnolia sinica, 1959 nucleotides. RefSeq names its product shaggy-related protein kinase kappa. The coding region runs from base 441 to 1712 and encodes 423 amino acids. The transcript is spliced from 14 exons. Gene Ontology annotation, biological process: protein phosphorylation; signal transduction. Gene Ontology annotation, cellular component: cytoplasm. NCBI's taxonomy places the organism in Eukaryota, Viridiplantae, Streptophyta, Magnoliopsida, Magnoliales, Magnoliaceae. Gene Ontology annotation, molecular function: ATP binding; protein serine/threonine kinase activity. The record is from RefSeq and is a predicted model, not a curated record.